Molecule: messenger RNA, 1843 nt
Organism: Suillus subalutaceus
Lineage: Eukaryota; Fungi; Basidiomycota; Agaricomycetes; Boletales; Suillaceae
Exons: 6
Coding region: 1-1638 (545 amino acids)
Molecular function (GO): protein binding
Source: RefSeq, a predicted model, not a curated record
AUGACUCCUUUAGACGUUGACCAAUUUUCCCCGAUGCCUGAUACGUCCCACUUUCUUCGCCUCCCUGACGAUGUGCUUGCAUAUCUUCUCGACCUGACACCUAUGAGUGACAUGGAGAGUGUCUCACAGACGUGUAGACAACUAAAAGCCAUUUGUGGACUUGUUCGCGCCCCAUACCUGCAUGAGCUCAAUCAAGAGGGUCUGGAGUACAAUGCUGCGUCCGCAUCACAGACGGAGUCCAUUUCGCAGGCACUGGCUUCCCUCAGGUGUAGGGAAAACAGAUGGAGGACGAUGCGUCCAAUCACUUCGUCCUGUCGUUCAACUUUGAAUGAUAGUCACUUCACUAGCUACUCUCAAAAUAUAGCUUUGUAUGUAUCCAGACAAGUAGCAUCAACUGUUUUCCAUGGGGACACGGUUGAACAUUCAACAUACCAUGGCCAAAUUGACGAGAUCACUCGAUUCUAUGCCGCCGAUGGACUGCAGGACCUUCUUGUUCUCCUACGGAUGCACCUUGGAACAGGAUUAUCAUAUCUCCGCUUCCUCUCAUUGAGAGGGAUGUCUCUGCAUCCAGCAGCUGCUAGUCCAGCGUGUGUUCUCCUCACCGGCAUUAAUCCAAUGGGAUAUUUCUCUGCUCCGCUUCAUGCUCAUGGUCUAAGAAUCCUUGGUCCCUGGUGCGCGCUGCUCACAACGGAUCGGCCUUCUAACCAGCUGGAAGCGCAAGCCAACACACUCUUGCUUUGCAACUGGAAAACCAAUGCAUUAUUCAAAUUGGCGGGGAUUCAUCCCGACCAAGUCGACGAUUUUAAUCUUCUAAAUUCUCGUACACUUGCCGUCAUUCAUAAAGCCUCGAACCCGUCUCAACUAACACUCCGCCUUUAUGACGUUACUUUUCCAAGCCACCUCUCUUUGUUUGGUUGCGUUAGACUCCACUUGUCAUUGCGUUUACCCCGUAUCGAGGACCAGGCAUCUAUAUCUCUUAGUCGUAUGAUACUACCAAGAACGUUGCAAGAGCAGGUGCUCCAGUCCCAUCAGCGCCCUCGGGAAGUAUUCCCUCCGAACAGCGGAAUCAUGGCUCUGUCAAUACCCCUUGCCAUGGGUGUCGAGGAGGCUCAUUUGGACAUCGCUGUUGACAUUGCUACAUUACUUUCCAUCGCUUGUGUCAACGACAUUUCUGACCGCGCGAUGCUCUGGAGAGAAUGGGGUCCGAAAAUGUCGCGUGUUUUCUUGAUCGACGAGGUCCUCCGCACGGAAGGCGACGUAGAGCCCCUGCAGGACGUGGAAGGCUAUAGGAUAGCUUUUUCCACGAACGUAGACUGCAGCGAUAGCCGGAAUCGCAUCCCCGAUGAGCAUUCCCGUCCUGCAGCCUUUAUUUUGGACUUCAAUCCUGCGAGUAUCCGAUGGGCUCGACAGGAGGAGAAAGCCGGUCGUGGACUACGCGGUGCUUUGAUAACAGAACCGAGUGUUUUACUGCCGGGACGCCUGCUUGCAGAGGAGGUAGUCAGCUCUCUACCUUAUACCCGAACUAUGCUUGAGGGAUACUUACCCCAACACCAAAUCCGGCUUUCACGAGAUGAAGUCGUCUACCCUGCUAAUCCGGCGCAAGGAUCUCCGCUGCAUAAUGUUUACAGCUUUGCGUAGUCCUGUGCUACACACCAUUGUGAGUUGACACGUGUAUACGAUCUUGGAAGACGAUGGAAGUCAUGCUGAUCCCCGCAUCGGAGUCAGCCGCAAGCUUAGCGUGAUAUUCUCGAACGCUAAGAAUGAGGCGUGGCCUCAGCACAAACUUUUGGACAAGCGAGACAAUCGAAAGAACACCAAGAUACAUCUGGGCUCCCAGAGAAUA